Messenger RNA from Haliotis rufescens (red abalone), 1296 nucleotides. RefSeq names its product transcription factor HES-1-like. Gene Ontology annotation, molecular function: RNA polymerase II cis-regulatory region sequence-specific DNA binding; protein dimerization activity; DNA-binding transcription factor activity, RNA polymerase II-specific. Gene Ontology annotation, cellular component: nucleus. Lineage: Eukaryota; Metazoa; Mollusca; Gastropoda; Lepetellida; Haliotidae. Bases 410 to 1225 code for a protein of 271 amino acids. Gene Ontology annotation, biological process: anterior/posterior pattern specification; regulation of neurogenesis; regulation of transcription by RNA polymerase II. The record is from RefSeq and is a predicted model, not a curated record. The transcript has 3 exons.
UUCUGAAUAGAAAGUUGUUAAAAAUAUUUGAGCAUGGAGUCUAUUUUAUUUAGACACAUUAAUGGCUGUACAUUGAGGCGGAUUGUUGACAGGCCGGGUGCUCGGCCACGUAACUCCUCGUGUCACGCUGAGCAAGAUGCUCCCUGCUCCUGAAGAAUAUCAUCCCUGCCGGGUCGUGAGAAGAACAUCUGCUUCCGGGUGAAGUUUAACGCGAGCCGGCUCGUGCCACCACUUUGCUAGGCGUGCGCUGAUUGGCUGCGUGUGUCGGAUCGCGCCGGGCUAUUCAGAUGUCAAAACAUAACUGUGCAUAGAUUAGCGUGGGUAAGGGAAUGUUGGGGGUAUAAAGGCGGGUCGGGAGGCUGCGUUCCAUCACACUAACUUGUCUCCCAGAGCUGAACACAUCGCAGUGAUGGAAUCAUUCGAUAGACACACGGAAUCAGACUCGGAAUAUAUUGGAUAUAGAAAGGGUCGAAAACUGUUGGCAGAAAAACGGCGACGGGCCAGAAUCAACCAAUGUAUGUCAGAAAUCAAGGGCAUCGUUUGUGGGGCAGAGCAAAAAAACGACCCCAACUAUGAGAAGAUGGAGAAGGCCGAGAUUCUGGAGACGACUGUAGAUUAUCUGAGGAACGUCAGGAAGAUCAACACCACACAUAAACACGUCAAAGAAGCAGUUCAAGCCAGAUUCCAACAUGGCUUCUCCAAAUGUGCUGAAGAAAUCCUCUCCUAUGUUCACUCUCUGCCAGGAGUGUCGGACAAUGUACACCGUCAGCUGAGAAAACACAUCUCUCGACGUAUGACGCACAUUCAGCAGGUGCCCGUGACGUCACCAACAGGGAAUGUGACGUCACACCCAAGUCAGUGCCAUGAGCGACUGAGAACAAUACCCUCCCACAGUUCCCAGUUUCCACAUCCGGCUGCGCAUGCGUACAUGAGCAGGACAGUGUGCACUUCCCCCGUGAAGGAAGACAACAGUUUCUCAGACAGUGGAUAUGCUGGUUCUCCUGAUUUUAUCAAACAAUCAACCCCCAGAACCGGACAUUCUAAUCUCUCAGAUUCAGAACUGUGCAAAAUGGAACCUAAAAGUUCCAACACAAACUUUGACGAUUCAAGGGUAAGGGCGUGGCUCCAGAGCACGUGGUUCUACUCUCAGCAAAUGAAAAUGGAGCCCUAUGGUCGUGCAGCCCUUCGAUCGCCAACAACAGGCGACGUUUGGCGACCAUGGUGACAAUUACAGCAAAUAUCCUCAUUCACAAAACAAACCGAGUCUACACCUGUGAUAUCAAACCAAAGUGCUAA